AUGAUUAAGAGAUUCAAGAAACUCUUUCAGGGUUAAAGUGAGUUCCAAUCAUUUCUUACAAAAUCUAGUCUUACAAAGGAUAACUAUGUUUACAAACAAGAGGAUGUGGAAAUUUUAAUACCAUACCUAACAGAAGAUUAAAAUAUAAUCGAAUUUUUUUAGGUGUAUUAAGAGGAAAGCUGUCAACUUUAUACAAUAAAAAUGAAAAUGCUUAUAACUAUUCAUCAGAUGCUUAACAUCAGCGAUGAAUUUGCAUCAUAUUUCACUAAAAUUAAUUUUGCCUAUUUUAAUAAGUAUGAAUGAUUGAAUUAUAGCAGGCCUUCCCAUAAACCAGAAACAUUUGUAUUUAAGCAAGUAACAAAUGAGGUAUGGUUGCUGGAAAACCUUUAGAUUCCAUUUCUGCAGUAUUUGUAAAAAUUGGCAUUGAAUGUACAAGAGAUCAAAAGUUAUCGAAAUCACCAUUUCAGAAAACCUAUUCAUUAAUCAAAGUAAAACGUCGUAUUUUAUUUAAGUCUUGUAGUAGAAUGCUUUAAAUUGCAAAACCUAGUAAAUUAAGGUUUAUCUCUAGUGCCCUAACUGAAAACAUCGCUAUCAAAUUUCCCUCAUGAUUUUCUCUUAAAGAAAUUGGCUAGCAAUCUCUAUUGUGAAUUGAGACAAUUUUAAAGACAGCUGAUUAAUUCUCUUUCUGCUUUAUUGGAUACCAACUCUAGGGCCUCAAAUAUUGAGAUAUUUGAGUUCUUCAGAGAAGUAAGAUCUCUCUCUCACAAUUCACAUAGGUGCAAAUUAUAGAGAAGAAGACCAUGUCAUAUUACAUGUUACACAAGUUGUUUGAUCCAGGAAGAAAGUUGAUGCCUCCUUUGUAAUUGAAAAUCGAUCUAAAAAGCGCAAAGCAUCUUGAAUAGUAAGCUUUAAAUGAGCAAUUAAAGAUUAAUUAGCAAAAGUAAAUGAGAAGUCAACGGAAUUCCAGAUCGAAUAGUUUAGAUCAGCAAUAACGAGUUUCUUAAGGUUUUAUUAGUUAAAGGGAACGCCGCUUCAUGAUGUACAGUAGAACAAAGAAACAAGACACGAUUUAGGAAGAUAUUGAAAUGCCCACUGAAGAAUAAUAGCCUUCAGAGAAAAAGAAGAUAACGUAGAUGAUGGAUAAUUAAGUCAAUGACAUUCCUAAAUAGUUUGAUAAUUUGGAAAAUGAUAAUAGCGACAUUCAAAAGAAGGAGAGUAGUGAUGAGAGCGAAAUCAAUGAGAGAAAUAGUUAGAAGGAAACUAAUGACAUUGUUAAAAAUUAAGAAAGUACUAGUCAAGCAGAUUAAGAUGAAAAUUAAUAUAUUUGA
Paramecium octaurelia is the source of this 1328-nucleotide messenger RNA. The record is from the annotation of a GenBank genome assembly. Lineage: Eukaryota; Ciliophora; Oligohymenophorea; Peniculida; Parameciidae.